GUGGGCAAAACCGCAAGCUGAAUGAUAAUUGUAAGCAAUUGACAUCUAAGAAGGCAAGCCUAUAGGAGAAGGUCAACCGCCAACAGAGCUUGGAGAUGGCCAACAGGGCUGCGUCAGCUGAGAGUCGAGCUAACAAGUUGGCCAACAAAGUCUACGAGUUGAAGGAGGAGCUGGAGAAGGCUCAGGCCAAGAAGGAAAGUGGGAUUCAACAAAAGGUGACCAAAGCCAACCAGAACCUUGCCCGCGCUAAAGAGGGGUUGAGUAAAGCUAGAAGUUCUCACCAGUGCUCUAUAAGCAUCGCCCGAGCUCAAGGAGCAGAGUGGCUAGUUGGCUCGGACAUGUUCCCAAAUGUCGUGGCCGUAGCGUUUCUGAACACUACCAUGGAGAUCUACAAUGAGAUCCGUGGGAAGGUGUUGUGGCACUGGCCUGACUUGCCCAUCGGCGAGCUAGCGUUCUUUGAGGGGAAGGAGAUGGACAAGCAGGUCUUAGAGGAAGGAGAGGAUCUAGAGGGUCUGCCUAGGUUUGACUCAUUGGAAGACGAGGCACCCAAGGUGGAAGCUAAACCUUCCAGCACUCCUCCCUUUUCUCAACCCAUACCUGAGCCAGCUUGCACUUCUCCAACUCAUAGUUUUCCAGCUCGCACUUUUUUGGCAGUUGUUGAAGCAUCCGUUCCAGUUGAUUUGACAGACGAUUAGGAUUUUAGUCUUUAUUUUUUCCUUUUGAAUUUUUGUAUUGAUCAAUUGACCUCUUCGAACUCCGUUAUUGUUGUCCUCUAUGCCAUUAUGUGUAAAUUUUGAAAAGGAAAACAAUUUGGGCAAUUUUAUGGAAUUUUCGUAUCCACUGAACUGUGUAUGCAUUUUACAUACCCUAAAUAAACUUCAUGAUAACAU
Molecule: messenger RNA, 890 nt
Organism: Rubroshorea leprosula
Lineage: Eukaryota; Viridiplantae; Streptophyta; Magnoliopsida; Malvales; Dipterocarpaceae
Source: the annotation of a GenBank genome assembly